UCUCUCUCCCUCUCACUCUCUGCUGUUAACAGAAAUCUCUGAUUUGCGAUCUUUCUGAUAUUUGUAAACCAAGAAAAUGCUGGCUGUAUUCGAAAAAUCUGUGGCUAAGAGUCCAGAGGGUCUACAGAGCCCACAUUCGGACUCAUCGGUGUGUGCACUGAAGGAUGGGUUCUUGGCUCAACAAUUCUCGUCCGUACACCCUGCUGCGGUUACCAUCAACCUUGGCUCUGCUGGUCUCAUCGCUUACUCCAUGGACAAACAGAACCCCCUCUUACCAAGAUUGUUUGCUGUCGUGGAUGAUAUAUUCUGCUUGUUUCAAGGCCACAUUGAGAAUGUUGCUCAUCUCAAGCAGCAAUACGGGUUAAACAAGACUGCAAAUGAAGUGAUCAUUGUUAUAGAAGCUUACAGAACUUUGAGGGAUAGAGGUCCUUAUCCUGCAGUCCAGGUGGUGAGAGAUCUCCAUGGGAAGUUUGCAUUCAUUCUCUUUGACAGCUCUUCAAAAACAGCUUUUCUAGCUGCCGAUUCUGAUGGGAGUGUUCCCUUUUUCUGGGGAACUGAUUCUGAAAGCCAUCUUGUUCUCUCAGAUGAUGCUGAGGUCGUGAAACAGGCCUGUGGAAAGUCUUUUGCACCAUUUCCAAAAGGAUGCUUCUUUACGACCUCUGGAGGGUUGAGGAGUUUUGAGCACCCCCUUAAUGAGUUGAAGCCAGUGCCAAGGGUGGACAGUUCAGGCGAGGUUUGUGGUGCAACCUUCAAGGUGGAUGCAGAUUCUCGGAAAGAAGGAACUGGUAUGCCUAGGGUUGGAAGUGCUGCCAACUGGUCCCAAAACUACUGAACUCCAUUUUUUUGGCAUCCGUGAUUCAUGUUCACAUCUUGAUUACUGCUGCUUUUAUGGAGUAUGAACUUAUUGUUGGUAGGAGUAUUUUUAAAAAAGUGAACCUAGGCAUUUGAUACAGCUAUGAUAUCACUUACUGUUUCAUUUUAAUCUGGUACAUCAAAAUGAAGCUUUUAUCAGGUCUUUAAGAAAUAUACACAUGAAUAUUAUUUUACAUUGCCCAAAGGCUUUGUUGAUACUUGUGGGAAACUGCUUAUUUGAUGUAUCCAAUUUACAAUAUUUUAAAUGGCAUUCUCUUUCGUGCUCUUCUACUAUGUGUUUAUAGAAGUAAUGGGCAGCCAAAAGAAAAGGAAACACUGCCGUCAUGUGCAUCUUUCUACUAU
This is a messenger RNA of Ilex paraguariensis (yerba mate), 1215 nucleotides long. The record is from the annotation of a GenBank genome assembly. Lineage: Eukaryota; Viridiplantae; Streptophyta; Magnoliopsida; Aquifoliales; Aquifoliaceae.